AUUCAUAAAGAACUGAGGGAAUUCAAAUCUCAAGAUUCUGUUUAAGGCUCGCCCUCUGUCUCUUCUUCGGUUCUUCCUCAUCUCAAAUGGGGAAGAAACUUUCAGAAUUGAAUCGAAUUUGAAAAAGAGCACGAAGAACUCACAGGAGGAGGAAGCGGAGAAAAUGGAAAUUUCAAUUUUCAGCUGAGUUUCUUCAUCAAAUCAGAACGGAUUUUUACUACUGUUGAGAGGUUUUGUGGAAUCGAAUUGCUGCGAGACUUCGAUCCCAAAAAGAAUAACUGAUUUCCAAUUCUUGAAGAAAUUCAUUUGUUAGGGAUUCCACAGACGCCCCAGUAUUUGCUUCAGCUCUCAAGAGCAUUUACUUGCACAACAAUGGCGGAAAAUAAGUACAAUGUCGAAGCUGCAGAGAUUCUCGCCAACGAGGCAAUGCGCUUGCCUAUUUCCCAGGCAAUUCCUAUCUAUGAACAACUUCUCUCUACUUAUCCUACUGCUGCAAAAUUUUGGAAGCAGUAUGCUGAAGCACACAUGGCUGUAAAUAAUGAUGACGCCACGAGGCAAAUUUUUAGCCGCUGCCUAUACACCUGUCUACAAGUUCCUCUUUGGCGAUGCUAUAUCCUUUUUAUCAGGAAGGUCAAUGACAAGAGGGGAACUGAUGGUCAAGAAGAGACUAGAAGAGCUUUUGAGUUCAUGCUUGACUAUGUUGGAACAGACAUUGCGUCCGGCCCUCUUUGGAUGGACUACAUUGCUUUUUUGAAAUCCUUGCAUGCUCAUACUAUACAAGAUGAAUCUCAAAGAAUGACUGCAGUAAGGAAAGCAUAUCAAAGAGCCAUCGUUACACCAACUCAUCAUGUUGAACAACUUUGGAGAGACUAUGAGAACUUUGAAAAUACAAUUAGCCGUGCGCUGGCGAAAGGUCUUAUAUCUGAAUAUCAACCAAAAUACAACAGUGCAAGAGCUGUUUACAAAGAGAUGAAAAAGUAUGUUGAUGAGAUUGACUGGAAUAUGCUCGCUGUGCCUCCUAGUGGUUCUCCCAAGGAAGACAUGCAGUGGAUGGCAUGGAAAAGGUUCUUAGCCUUUGAAAAAGGAAAUCCUCAAAGGAUAGACACUGCUUUAGCCACUAAAAGGAUUGUAUACGCGUAUGAUCAGUGCCUCUUGUACUUGUAUCAUUAUCCGGACAUGUGGUAUGACUAUGCCACCUGGCAUGCGAAGUGUGGCUCACUAGACUCCGCAGUAAAAGUUUUCCAACAAUCUUUAAAAGCUUUACCUGAUUCAGAGAUGCUGAGAUAUGCUUAUGCUGAACUUGAAGAGUCACGUGGAUCCAUUCAGGCUGCAAAGAUGGUUUACCAAAGUCUGUUGAGAGAUGGGACUAAUGCAUCAGCAUUAUCACUUAUCCAGUACAUGCGAUUUUUAAGGAGGACCGAAGGAGUUGAAGCAGCUCGCAAAUACUUUCUUGAUGCCCGCAAAUUCCCAAAUUGCACAUAUCAUGUUUAUGUAGCUCAGGCAAAGAUGGAAUUCUGUCUUAACAAGGAUUCUAAGGUGGCACGUAAUGUGUUUGAAGCAGGGUUAAAACACUUCAUGCAUGAAUCUGAUUACAUUCUUGAGUAUGCAGAUUUCCUGUCUUGUUUGAAUGAUGACAUUAACAUAAGGGCCUUGUUUGAACGGGCACUGAGCUCUCUCCCACCAACGGACUCUCUUGAGGUUUGGAAAAGAUUCACUCAAUUUGAGCAAACUUAUGGCGAUCUUGCUAGCAUGUUGAGGGUUGAGGAAAGAAGAAAAGAAGCACUUUCUAGGACCGUUGAUGGGGAAACACUUAUCUUAGAGAGUUCACUGCAAGACAUUGUGUCGCGCUAUAGUUUUAAGGAUCUGUGCCCUUGUUCUUCCAAGUCCCUGGAUCAUCUUUCACAGCAGGAGAUGCUUGUAAGGAACAUGAAGAAGAAGGUUGACAAAUCCACUCCUGCUGCCGAUGCAGAUGUGAGUAUGCCCAAUGCAAACCCUGCCAAGCUUGUGUAUCCGGAUACUUCUAAAAUGGCCAUUUAUAAUCCAAAGCAAAUACCAGGAACAUUGCCUGCCCCGAUUCCAGUAAGCAGUAAUGUGCCACCAAAUGCACUUGGUGAUCUCCUGAAAUCAUUGCCACCUGCCUUCGCAGCAUUUGCAUUAAAUUUACCAGCUGUUGAGGGUCCAUCUCCUGAUGCCGACUUUGUGAUAUCUGUAUGCUUACAAAGCAACAUUCCGAGCAUUCCAUCCACGGGUGACCGGUCUGAUUCAUCAAACAGAUUAAGAACAAGAGACGGAGGAUCUGGAAAGAGGAAAGAUUUGGACAGGAAAGAUGAUGAUGAUAAUGACGCAAUGGGGAGCCAGCAGCCGGUGCCCAGAGAUCUUUUCAGGCUUCGGCAGCUCCAAAAGUCCAUGGUGGUGCCCGCCAGUUCACACACCACGGGUUCGGUGUCGUAUGGGAGUGGUGUUUCUGGAGAGCAGCUCUCAGGCAGCACCAGUUGAUGUCCUCCAGUGUGGCCAUUUAGUGUGUAUAAUACAAUAGUUGGAAGAAAACUCUCAAGGCUCACCUUAGUCACCUUUAUCUAUUUCUGUCCAUCCAAAUUUUCUUUUUGUGUCUUAAGUGUUUUUUUAUAGAGUAACAAUUUUUUUUAUCACGUUUAGAUUGCAAUGUAAUAUACUAGUAGCUUUUUUUUUAGUAAUGGAGUAUCAACAAAUGGAGUAGUAAUUACUGCCUCUUUGAAAAUGAAAAUAAAAUUACUACUCCAUC
Messenger RNA from Cuscuta campestris, 2761 nucleotides. Lineage: Eukaryota; Viridiplantae; Streptophyta; Magnoliopsida; Solanales; Convolvulaceae. The record is from the annotation of a GenBank genome assembly.